AUGAGCGUUAAUAGAAUCCCUGUAGAGGUUAAAAGCUCUAGAAAAUCUAUAUUAAUCAAGAUCUACCAAUACUAUAGAUUGAGUUGCGCGUUUUUGUUUCUAGCACUUUUUGCCCGAUGGCUAGUAUUAUUCCCUUUAGUGAGCAGUAAAUGGUUGCCGGGGGGUAUACAUGGAUUUUUAACAUAUCUACUAGGUUUAAGUGCCGUUGGUGAGAUACUUUGGGUAUUAAGAUAUCAUGGUAUUGUUGGUGGACUAAAGACUGGCACCUUUUGGAAGAGUUGUAACUUUCUUUACUUUGUUAUGGCUAUGCAUUUCUAUGAUGACUAUGAACAUGCUCCUAUACUGAAGGAUCUGAGUUAUUCUAUAUUUAUUGUGAGUUUAGCAUUAAACCAGGCUUAUUUUCAUUAUCGUAAGCUCUUUAAGAGCACUGGGAGUCGGAGAUCGUUGUGGCGUAAAAUAGAUAUGUUUGCAUUGCUGCCGGCACUAUACGCCAGUGAGUUUUACUUGCUGCUAUUAAAUGUUCAGAACCAUAAUUUCCAUACGUCCCCAGGGUUGGAUAAACUUAACAAAGCCGUUCUAAUUGCAUAUAUCCCGGUAGCUCUACAUUGCUAUAAGGUACAGUUACAGGCCUUUCAACGGGAGUAG
This is a messenger RNA of Eremothecium sinecaudum, 645 nucleotides long. It is a transcript of the gene KEG1, whose product is annotated as Keg1p. Lineage: Eukaryota; Fungi; Ascomycota; Saccharomycetes; Saccharomycetales; Saccharomycetaceae. The record is from RefSeq and is a predicted model, not a curated record. The coding region runs from base 1 to 645 and encodes 214 amino acids. The transcript has a single exon.